This is a messenger RNA of Rosa chinensis, 1041 nucleotides long. RefSeq names its product ethylene-responsive transcription factor ERF055-like. Gene Ontology annotation, biological process: regulation of DNA-templated transcription. NCBI's taxonomy places the organism in Eukaryota, Viridiplantae, Streptophyta, Magnoliopsida, Rosales, Rosaceae. Gene Ontology annotation, molecular function: DNA binding; DNA-binding transcription factor activity. The coding region runs from base 35 to 1012 and encodes 325 amino acids. The transcript has a single exon. The record is from RefSeq and is a predicted model, not a curated record.
UCGGUUUUCAAAUCAAGCUAAGCUAGAGCUAACCAUGGCAGCUGUACGAGCUCAAAACGAUGGCGUCCGCGGCCGGAGGAAGUCAUCGUCGAGAGGGCACCAUAGAUUUGUGGGAGUGAGGCAGAGGCCGUCGGGAAGAUGGGUGGCCGAGAUCAAAGACUCGUUGCAAAAGGUCAGGCUUUGGCUUGGCACUUUCGAUACUGCUGAGGAUGCUGCUAGGGCUUAUGAUGACGCUGCGCGGACUUUGCGCGGCGCAAAUGCCCGCACCAAUUUCGAACUGCCUCAAUCGAAUGGUGCGGGCGGGGGAGAUUCGGGGAUGGAAAAUGUGGAACCGUUUUCGUUUGAGGAUGUUUGUGGCAAUGGAGCUGAAGAAGACGGCUUGCUUGGUGCGCUCAAGGCCAAGUUGCUUGAUGGCAAGGGAUUUAGUCGGGUGCAAGAGAAGAUUGAUUCGUCUCCUCUAGUUGUGCCACGUGGCGGUGGUUUUGGAUUUGCAAACCCUCCGAAUCAGGACGGUUCAUAUAUAGCAAGGUCCUCAAAGGAAAAAAAAUUUAGUCACACUCGGUGUAUACAACCUCCCUCUCACAAAAAUGAUCACGUGACAGGCCACGACGUGGUAUUCCAUAUCAGUGACCAGACAGAGGUGGCCGUGUCCGGUCACGUUGCAUCGAACUCGGGCAUGGUGUGGACCAAUGAACCUCCAGCAUAUGAAGUGACUUGGUCCAACACACUUCCUAUGCCUACAUGGCCGGUACCAACUGAUCAGUCAAUUGUGAGUAUGUCAUAUACAGAUCAGUGUUCGAUGGAGUUGCCAACAACAAGUAGAGAUCAUGGUAAAGUGACCGCCGUAGGCGUGACGCAGCAGCUGUCACAGAUCGAAGGAGCAAUGGGAGGUGGUGCUUGGUCUGCAGAUCAGCAAUAUAUGCACUGUGACAACAAUUGGGCAGCUGCUGCUAACGGCACUUGGGAAUCCCAAGGCCUCUACUAUCAGCCCUCUGUUUCUGGGGUGAUUUGAUCUAAAAUAAAUCAGUUAAUUACAACUUA